Bufo bufo (common toad) is the source of this 1374-nucleotide messenger RNA. RefSeq names its product vomeronasal type-2 receptor 26-like. The record is from RefSeq and is a predicted model, not a curated record. Gene Ontology annotation, molecular function: G protein-coupled receptor activity. The transcript has 5 exons. Gene Ontology annotation, cellular component: membrane. Bases 1 to 1374 code for a protein of 457 amino acids. Lineage: Eukaryota; Metazoa; Chordata; Amphibia; Anura; Bufonidae. Gene Ontology annotation, biological process: G protein-coupled receptor signaling pathway.
AUGGUAACUGGAAAGGCAAAGAUCUCCUGUACAUCCAUCACCACAGAUCAAAGGCGUAAGAACCCCACUGCCCAGGGAGAAAGACAGAAUGCAGCAACUGCACAGCAGCUCACCUAUUAUAUAAGAAAAAUAAGAAUAAUGUUGAACAUUGGGAAAGAGAUCUACUUCGAUGAGAAUGGUGAUUUACCUACGGUCUAUCGAGUUGUGAACUGGCAAAUGAAUCUGGAUGGGACCGUGGUACAAGUUAAGAUUGGCUCCUUUACUACUUCGGAUAAAGCUAUGACCUUUAACUCAAGUCUGAUCGUAUGGCCUACUGGAGAACAACAGGUCCCACGUUCUGUCUGUAGUGAGAGCUGUCAUCUGGGAUUCAGGAAAUCAGCCAUCCAAGGUCGACCUUCCUGCUGCUUUGAAUGUGUUCCCUGCCUACAAGGAGAGAUCUCCAAUCAGACAGAUUCUUUUAACUGCUUCAGAUGUCCAUGGGACCAAUGGCCAAAUCAAGAAAAAUCCAGCUGCAUCGUGAAACCGUUUGAGUUCCUGUCAUAUGAAGAUGUGUUAGGAGCCACCUUAGCUGCAUUCAGCUUGAUCUCUUCCAUUGUCCCUCUUCUUAUUUUGAGACUUUUCAUAAAGCAUAGAAAAACCCCUAUUGUAAAAGCCAGUAAUUAUUCCCUGAGUUGCCUUCUGUUGGUCUCCCUUUGUCUCUGCUUCCUCUGCUCCUUAGGAUUUAUUGGUUACCCAGAACACAAGAAAUGCCUCCUACGUCAGGCAUCCUUUGGUCUGGUCUUCUCUCUUUGUGUUGGAUGCAUUUUAGCCAAGACAAUCAUGGUGGUUUUUGCUUUUAUGGCCACCAGACCAGGAAGCAGUCUACGGAAAUGGACCACAUUCAGAGUUUCUUACUCUAUUAUUGUCCUCUUUUGUAUGUUACAGUUCAUCCUAUGUGUUGCUUGGCUGUCCAUUGCUCCUCCGUAUGGACAGUAUAACACCAAUAUUAAACCUGAACUCAUCAUCAUUGAUUGCAAUGAGGGAUCAUCCAUUGCCUUCUGGACCAUGUUGGGUUAUCUCUUUCUUCUGGCCACCAUUAGUUUCAUUGUAGCCUUCCUGGCUCGGAGGCUUCCCGACAGCUUUAAUGAAGCCCAGUUCAUUACCUUCAGCAUGUUGGCCUUCCUUAGUGUCUGGGUGUCUUAUAUCCCAGCCUCCCUCAGUGCUCAGGGCAAGUACACAGUAGCUAUGGAGAUCUUUGCAAUCUUAGCAUCCAGUUGGGCUUUGGUGAUAUGCAUGUUUCUUCCUAAAUGUUUUUUCAUACUAUUCCGACCCGAGACAAACUCCAAGGGAAAUAUCAUGAGGAAAAACAAAGAUAUCACUCUAUAUGUUCAAUAA